CCAGGCUAUAGUCGUAAACCUGGUUAUCUACCGUUUUUACCUUAGUUUGACUGAUAAGCGCAGCCAUAUUGAACGAUUUUAUAUUUGGAGCAAUGAAGGCCAGGAUUGUUUACUUUGUGUUUUUUGGCUUAUUUACUUCGGCAACCCCAGCUCUAGGCGGCUCAUGCUUCCGGUUCCCAAACGACGGUGGCCGGGUGAGCUUUCAGGUAGAGGGAGCUAACAUCGGAUCCAGCGCCCAUUUCAAAUUUGAAUUCAAGACCAAACAAAGUGAUGGAAUACUUUACUAUGCGGAAGGACCUUAUCACAAAGAGCGCGUGUACGACUACGAAGGUUUAUUUCUACGCGACGGAGUUGUGCACUAUUUCCUUUUUAACCCUGCAGAGUACAGCAUAGGGUCAACGUUUGGUUUCCAUGGACACAGCCCUUCUGAUGAAAAACUAAAUGACGGGAAGUGGCAUAAGGUGGAGUUUUUCCGGAACAUCCGGCGGGAGGUGUUGAGCGCGGACGGUACGCGGGAGCUGACGUCACGGACAGGCCUCGUCGUUGACGGUUUGACAGUGGCUGUGGACGAUGGAGAGCGGCGAGGAGUGGACAUCCGACCGCCAUUUAUUCUUGGAGACGACCCGCAUCUCAGUGAUCGAUCGAGCAACACGAUCGGCCAGUUCCGGGGCAACAUCAAAGACUUUGAAGAAGUGAUUUCCGGCGCUUCACUGACCGAGACGCUUACGAACGUCACUCACUGCAUCUCCACCGAGUUCCGCCCACCGGAUGCCGUUUAGAGCGCAUGCGAUUUCCCAGUUCAGUUGUAGAACGCAUGCGCACUGCUGUAUUUUUCAUGUGGUGCGCAAAUGCCCGUUGUCGUACUCUGCGCAUGCACGAAGGUAGAAUGGAUGAGAAACUCCCAAAAACUUCAUAAGCAGUGCGAAAUGGAAUAAGUCUGCACUAUAAAUGUUCUCUUCUAUAAGCAUGCAGUUCAUUUAUUUGUAUGUCGGUGAUCUUGUAAUAUUUGAAUAUAAUCAUUUAGUUCGUGGAUGUGUUUCACAUUUUGCAUACUAGAAAUUUUAUUUUUUCGUAUAUUCUUACAUUUAAUAAAGUUGAUUUUUAAUU
Molecule: messenger RNA, 1107 nt
Organism: Mya arenaria
Lineage: Eukaryota; Metazoa; Mollusca; Bivalvia; Myida; Myidae
Exons: 5
Coding region: 93-779 (228 amino acids)
Source: RefSeq, a predicted model, not a curated record